UCAAUUAUUCAUUUCCGCGCCCCUUAGGAUUUUCACUCUUUUCAACAUCUUCGGCGAAUCAUAUGGCAGUCACUUCCAGAGCUCCGGCGAACGGUGCCGUCUACAGGGAAGAUCCUCUUUUACCACAUCUCUGGUCGAUUAAAGCAGCCCUAGACAAGUUGGAUUUAUCCCAAAAUGAUGGGGCGGAUGUAUACGAACUUGUAUCUCACUGCAUCAAAACCUUUAAGCAUGGUUCAGAAUAUCGAAACGAUAUCAGAUUUCUCAAGAUUUGGCUCAUAUAUAUGGAUUUUAGUCCAAACUACGAGGCUGUUUUCAGGGAAAUUGAACAGCUUAAAAUUUGUUUGGAUAAAGCUUUGCUAUAUGAGUCUUAUGCAUUGUUCUUGGAAGCAAAGGGAAUGAUGAAUGAGGCUCAUUUAGUGUAUCAGUCAGGCAUUUCAAGAAAUGCUGAACCAAUAGAGAAGUUGAAGAAGGCACAUACCUAUUUUCUUGAGAGAAUGCAAGCAAUAAUAGAUGCUUGUUCACAUAAGAAGGUGGAUGGAGGAUCCCCACUUAACAGUGGUUCAAAUUGUAUGAAUCCAUGGUCAAUCUCUACUCUCAACAAUCUAUUGCAAAAGAUGAAUGCUCAAAUAUCAAAAUACACAGGAUACCAUGCAAGUAAUAAAUGUUAUUCAGGGAAAGUGGCAUUAUCAUCUUUGCUGAAGUCAGCUAGGAAUAAGGUUAUUGAGAUAGGUGGAAAGAAAUAUCAAAUCAAGGGAUGUGCUGGUAAGGGUGGAUUUGCACAAGUAUACAAGGCAUCUAUCAACAAUAAUGCAGAUGAUAUUGUUGCUUUGAAGAUUCAAAAGCCUCCAUUCCCAUGGGAAUUCCACAUGUAUCGCCAACUUGAUAAGAGGAUUCCAGAAAAUGAAAGAUUGUCUUUUGGAUAUGCUCAUAAAUUGCACCUCUAUUCAGACUACAGCAUUCUUGUUUCAGAUUUUUUAUCUCAUGGAACGCUUCAGGAUGCCAUUAAUACCAAUGUGUGUACGGGUGCCUCCAUGGAUGAAGUUUUGUGUAUACAUUACACAAUUGAGAUGCUCUCCAUGCUUCAAAGUUUGCAUGCUAAUGGUAUUAUUCAUGGUGAUUUCAAACCUGAUAAUCUCUUGAUGCGCAAUGCUAGGGACAAUCUAACAGAAGAUGGUUUUCGCACCAGAAGUGGUCCUUGGCGUGAACAGGGACUUUGCCUUGUUGACUGGGGUAGAGGAAUAGACAUGCACUUAUUUCCCAACAAGACAAAGUUCAAUGGAGAUUGUAGAACUUCUGGUUUCCGUUGUAUUCAAAUGCAAGAGAAUAAACCAUGGACAUAUCAGGUUGAUACUUAUGGGCUUUGUGUGAUUGUUCAUAUGAUGCUUCAUAAUUCAUAUAUGGAGAUAGAGAAGAAAGCAUCUCAAGAUGGUGGCUUUUCAUAUCAACCUAAAUUGCCUUUCAAACGAUACCAAAAAGUGGAACUUUGGAAGAAACUAUUUGAGGAUUUGCUUAACCAUGAUCCAGAAGAGGAGCAUUUGAAGAUAUUAGGAAACUUAAAGACAUCAUUUCAAGACUACAUGUGCUCAAACCCUCAGUUGAUAAAACAACUAAAGCAAUCAUUAGCAAAGCAAAGGAUUUCAAUGUGUUCAUCUUAGUUGGCAACCACAUUGUAUCUUUAAAACUAUCACUAAAUCAUAUGGGUAUUUGUAUUUGUUUAAAAUUAAAAAAAAAAAGGUUAAAUGCUUGUUAACAUCUUUUUCCAAACAAACUGCAUGUAAUACCAACAUUUCUCUUUUUCUCAGUAUAA
Messenger RNA from Lactuca sativa (garden lettuce), 1807 nucleotides. RefSeq names its product protein kinase and Mad3-BUB1-I domain-containing protein. The record is from RefSeq and is a predicted model, not a curated record. NCBI's taxonomy places the organism in Eukaryota, Viridiplantae, Streptophyta, Magnoliopsida, Asterales, Asteraceae. Gene Ontology annotation, biological process: protein phosphorylation; meiotic sister chromatid cohesion, centromeric; mitotic spindle assembly checkpoint signaling. Gene Ontology annotation, molecular function: ATP binding; protein kinase activity.